AUGCUAUUCUGCGUCCCACCGCCGCUGCGCCUCACCGCCGCUGCGCCUCAAGCUACGCCGCGCCCCACGCUGCGUCUCAAACCGCCGCUGCGUCUCAAGUUACGCCGCGCCCCACACUGCGUCUCAAGACGCCGCUGCGUCCCUAACGCCGCAGUUGCGCCUCACCGCCGCUGCGUCUCAAGCUUCGCCGCGCCCCACGCUGCGUCUCAAACCGACGCUGCGUCUCAAGCUACGCCGCGCCCCACGCUGCGUCUCAAGACGCCGCUGCGUCUCAAGACGCCGCUGCGUACCUAA
Molecule: messenger RNA, 294 nt
Organism: Knipowitschia caucasica
Lineage: Eukaryota; Metazoa; Chordata; Actinopteri; Gobiiformes; Gobiidae
Source: the annotation of a GenBank genome assembly